AUGGCAGACAUUCUGAUUACCACCACUUCCCUACCAUGGAUGGCCGUCCUGAUCCCCUUCACCGCGAUUCUGCCACUUCUUUAUGUUCUCUACCAAAUCAUCCUGCCGAAGCCCAUCCCUGGUAUUCCAUACAAUAAACACGCCGCGAAGAGCCUCUUCGGUGAUAUCCCUGAGAUCAGGAGAGAAUCACCCGUCUGGCUGGGUCCUCUCAAGAAACCCACUGUAGUCAUCGCAGAUUUCCAAGAGGGUCAAGACAUUCUCCUACGCCGAAAAGAGCUUGACCGAUCUAGCUUCAUGAGCAACGUGUUGUCUGGCGAAGCGAAGUCCUUCCACAUUACGCUAAAGACCGGACCACAAUGGAAGGCUCAACGCCGUUUACUUCAGGACUUGAUGACGCCGGCAUUUCUUCACAGGGUUGCGGCUCCCAACAUUUAUAAAAGUGCUUUGCGCCUUCGAGAUCUCUGGAAGAGGAAAGCGCAUCUUGCUGGAGAGAGCGCUUUUUCUGCAGAGCAUGAUAUCUUCUAUGCUGCUCUAGAUGCUGUUCUGGACUUCGGCUUUGGCGAUGCUGCUCCAAUGAGGGCUCUCAUCCCUCAAGUUGAGUUGAUGGCGUCGAUGUCAGCUGCCGACGUUAGGGCCAAGCAGAAUCCGGCAUUCCGCGGCGACGUAUUGGACUUUCCAGUUGCGUCUAUCCAUCCUGCCCUAGAUGCAACGCUGCAGUCGGCAGAAAACGUUGGCGGCGUAGCAAUGACCGGGUUUCCGAACCUUGCAUGGUCGAUCAUUGGACUGAGACCUAGUGACAAGCACGUUAAGUCUGCGAUUGACCUCAUGGUGCGAAGGCUGAACAGUGUCAUGGAGAAGGAAGGUCACCUUCUUCCUGACUGGAUCGAAACCAUGAGAGCUGAGUCUGCUGGCUUUGUUGUUGCUGGGCAUGAUACGACGAGCACAACCCUCUGCUGGGGCAUCAAGUUCAUCGCGGAUGACCAAGCAAUUCAACGAAGACUUUUCGACAGCAUCCAGAGCUUCCAUAUCGCAGCAACUACUGAGAAUCGUCUUCCUACACAUUUUGAAGUCUGCGACGCAAACAUACCGUACCUGGACGCAGUCAUUGAGGAAAUGCUUCGGCUUGCUCAUACAGCGACCAGUCAGGAUCGAGAGUGCAAAGAAGAUACUGUCAUCCUAGGGCAUGUCAUCCCUAAGGGUACAACCAUCAUCAUCCCAAACAAGGGCCCAAGCUUUACUGAGCCGGGGUAUGAGAUUGACGAACGCCUGCGUAGCCCAUCUUCGAGAAAGGCAGCUGCCGACUUUGGCUCGAGGGCCUGGAACUCCCACGAGAUGGGUAAGUUCAAGCCGGACCGCUGGCUUGUACAAGAUGAGAAGGGUGGUGAUGAAUACAAUGCUUCUGCUGGACCAACCUUGCCCUUCGGCCUUAGACUUCGCGGUUGCUUCGGACGAAAGCUGGCAUACAUGGAAAUGAAGCUUUUGAUCACCGUCUUGAUCUGGUCAUUUGAGUUCCAAAAGUGUUCAGAGGAUUUGUCGAGUUAUAGGAGUAUUACAACCCUUACACGGAAGCCUGUGCAGUGCUACGUGCGCUUGAAGAUUCGCUGA
Messenger RNA from Colletotrichum fioriniae, 1605 nucleotides. NCBI's taxonomy places the organism in Eukaryota, Fungi, Ascomycota, Sordariomycetes, Glomerellales, Glomerellaceae. The record is from RefSeq and is a predicted model, not a curated record.